GUUCGAGCGAGGGAGCUCUCGCGGCGCGCAGCCACACUGACUCCGGCGAGGGAGGGGCCAAAACCCUAGCUGAACCCGCACGAUCCGCGCGGCAGCCGCGUCCAUGGAGGUGGACCCGUCGCCGUCGCCGCCCUCGUCCCGGCCGCCGCCCCUGCCGGGCUACUUCGACCCGGAGUCCUCCGGCCGCCGGGAGGAGUACCGCCGCUACAGAAAGAGGUUAUCUUCUUCAAAUGUCUCGCCGCUGCUGGGGAGCUCACUCUCAAAAUCCUCUGAAGCAAGGCUGUUAUAUGAUGAAGGCAGCAUCCGGAGGCGGCCUAAUGCUGGUUUACUCCUUGAAGACAUCAAGCAGGAGGCUGAGGAUUAUUCCACCUUUGAAGGUUUGGAUGGGUCGAGAAUGUUCAGUUCAGCCAAAAGACGUGCAUCGCUAGAUGGUGGUUCUGCGUCAGACGCAGCUUACAGUUCUGGGAGGCAGGCGGUGAGGCAGACGCUGAAACCAGUCAAGAUGGAAGAUGAUAUGUAUGUGCCACAUGAAGGAGAAACAUCUUUUACAAUGUUUGCAUCUCUCCUUGAUUCUGCGAUCCAAGGUUUGAUGCCCUUUCCAGAUGUAAUUCUACAGUUCGAGAGGACGUGUCGAAAUGCUUCCGAGUCGAUCAGAUCUGCUGCCACUGGAAAGCUUCGGGUGGUGGAAGAUAAACUUAUGCAGCAAAAGGCACAACUUUUACUGGAUGAAGCUGCUUCCUGGUCGCUUCUUUGGUACCUCUAUGGCAAAGGAAAUGAGGAUCUUUCCGGAGAGCUUUUUGUGUCACCAACUACAUCCCAUCAGGAGGCUUGCCGCCUUGUUGCAGCAGAUCUUACAGCGCAACUGUGUCUGCGGAUCGUACUUUGGCUUGAAGGUCUUGCUUCUGAAGCUCUUGAUUUGGAGAAGAAGGUGAGAGGGUCUCAUGUUGGUUCAUAUCUACCAAGUUCUGGUGUUUGGCACCGUACACAGAGGUACCUCAAAAGAAACAAUAAUGAUUCUACUAUAGUGAAGCAUGUGGACUUUGAUGCUCCAACUCGUGAAGCAGCCCAACUUCUUCCCGAUGAUAAGAAGCAAGAUGAAUUGCUUCUAGAAGAUAUCUGGACUCUUUUAAGAGCGGGAAGAUUAGAAGAGGCAUCUGAGUUGUGCCGUUCUGCUGGCCAGGCAUGGAGAGCUGCCACUCUUUCUCCUUUUGGUGGCAUUGAUAUGUUUCCUUCCCUGGAUGCAUUGCUCAAGAAUGGAAUGUCCAGAACACUACAAGCCAUUGAAUUGGAAAGUGGCAUUGGACGGCAGUGGCGUCUUUGGAAAUGGGCAUCAUAUUGUGCUUCAGAGAAAAUUGCUGAACAAGAUGGUGGCCGUUAUGAGAUGGCUGUAUAUGCUUUACAGUGCAGUAAUUUAAAGCGUGUGUUGCCAAUCUGUACUGACUGGGAGUCAGCUUGUUGGGCAAUGGCUAGAUCCUGGCUGGAUGUUCAAGUGGAUCUAGAAUUAUCUCAGUACCAAACCAGUAGACCAGAUGAAAAACAGCUUGAUGAUGAUAUGAAUGGAGCCCAAAGUUCAGUUGGUCCAGAAAGUUGGCCGUACCAUGUUCUUGAUCAACAACCUCGUGAUAUCACCGCACUUCUGCAGAAACUCCACUCAAGUGACUUUGUUCAUGAAACUGUGUCUCGAGCAUGCCGGGAGCAGCAUCGACAAAUCGAGAUGAAUCUCAUGAGUGGAAAUAUAGCUCAUCUUCUUGACCUUCUGUGGUCAUGGUUGUCCCCUGCUGAAGAGGACCAAAAUAUUGCAAGGCCCCUUGAUGACCCAGAGAUGAUACGUUUCGGGGCACAUGUUGUUCUUGUACUGAGAUACAUUUUCAGUGAUGAAAUGGAAGACGAGUUGGAGGAAAAGCUGGUUACUGUCGGUGAUCUCAUCAUCAACUUGUAUGUGAGGUAUUUGUUCUCAGAGGAUCAAGAGGAGUUGGUUGGAGUAUAUGCUUCUCAGCUUCAACGUGACCUUUGCAUUAAUUUGUUCGUGGAAAUGAUGGAAUUAAGGUUAAAUAGCAGUUUGCAUACUAUGUACAAGCUCUUCCUCUCUGCUGUGGAGUAUCUGCCAUUCUCAUCUGGAGAUGUAUCCAAAGCUUGUUUCGAAGAGAUCAUUGAGAGGGUGCUUUCAAGAUCUCGUCAAACAAAACCCAGCAAGUAUGAUGAGGAUUUCUCUGAUGUUGCACAUCAACAUCACUUGCAGUCACUUCAAAAGGCAAUGGUUAUUCAGUGGCUUUGUUUCACACCACCACCCUCGAUUCCAGACUUUCAAAUGAUAACUGGGAAGCUUCUGAUUCGGGCAUUGAUGCAUAGCAAUACACUAUUUAGAGAGUUUUCCCUGAUAUCGAUGAGGAGAGUCCCUGAACUACCAGCAGGGCCGCACAAGUUGCUUGCCAUCCUAGCUGAACCAUUAAAGCAAAAGGAAAAUUUAAUUUCGCUGGAAGAUCAGGAGGUAUCUGAUAACUUACAGGAGUUUGAAGAUUGGCAUGAAUAUUACUCCCUUGAUGCGACUUACCGGAACUGGCUUAAAGUUGAGAUGCAGAAUGCUGCUGUUUCUCCUGACAUGCUUUCAGCAGAGGAAAAUGAUCAAGCUGUUGCUGCAGCAAAAGAAACACUGGAAUUGGCAUUCUUGUUAUUAAAGAAAGAUGAAAGACCAUGGUUGGAUGCUGUCGAGAGCAGUCCAUUUGAACCCUCAGAGCCUAUUUUCCUUGAGUUGCAUGCAUCUGCAAUGCUCUGCCUACCUUCUGGAGAAUGCAUGUUACCAGAUGCAACAUCAUGCACAGCUUUGACUAGUGCACUAUAUUCAACUGCCAGUGAAGAGGAUGUGCUGCAUCGCCAGUUGAAGGUAGACGUGCAGGUCUCAUCAAGAGACCCUUGCUGUAUUGAGGUUGCUCUUCGCUGCCUAGCAGCAGAAGGUGAUGGAUAUGGGCUUCAUGAAGCCAGUGAUGGAGGCCUUCUUGCUGCAAUCAUGGCAGCUGGUUUUAAAGGUGAACUCAGUCGAUUUCAACCUGGAGUUUCGAUGGCGAUUUCACGGCUUGAUGCUUGGUUCUCUGAUGGGAAUGGCUCUGUGGAAAGCACUGCUGCAUACAUAAUUCGAGGGCUGUGUCGAAGAUGCUGCCUACCUGAAACGAUUCUACGAUCCAUGCAGGCAUGUAUCUCGCUCUCGGCAGCAGGUGAUUCUCUAGAUGAUUGUGAUAAACUUAUUGAGUUGGUUGGUUCGUCUGAAUCUAGAAUGCUGCAUUUGUUCAGCCAGCAACAGUUGCAGGAAUUCCUGAUUUUCGAGAGGGAAUGCUUGAUAUCUAAAAUGGAGCUUGAGGAGGAGCAGCAGUUAUCUUCUGAUGGCUAAGUCUUUCAUGUUCUCAGAGGAUCACUCCCAAAUCACGGGCGUCUUUGAUGACUGGCGAAUCACUUUCAGAAUCACCCACGCAUUUGGACAUCGUGGUGUCAAGAUUGAGGAACACUGAAGAGCCUGUUGUAAUGUACUGCGAUGCCAUUAGAGAAAGGCUGGGGAUACUUUGAAAUUCAGUGUAUAGGUGCUCAGUAACAUCAUGGAUAGUAAAACCGUCCCACUUUAGCCCCCAUUAUCUGUAAGAGAAUGCACAUUUUGUUGGCAAAUGCGGUACAAGAGGCAGCUGCAUAUACCCAACAUGGUUAAUGAAAGACUGAUUUUUUUCUCC
This is a messenger RNA of Panicum hallii, 3713 nucleotides long. Its product is annotated as nuclear pore complex protein NUP107. Gene Ontology annotation, molecular function: structural constituent of nuclear pore. Gene Ontology annotation, cellular component: nuclear pore; nuclear pore outer ring. Gene Ontology annotation, biological process: post-transcriptional tethering of RNA polymerase II gene DNA at nuclear periphery; protein import into nucleus; mRNA export from nucleus. NCBI's taxonomy places the organism in Eukaryota, Viridiplantae, Streptophyta, Magnoliopsida, Poales, Poaceae. The record is from RefSeq and is a predicted model, not a curated record. The coding region runs from base 104 to 3382 and encodes 1092 amino acids. The transcript is spliced from 25 exons.